UUCUUCCAUUCGCUUACUUGGCAACGGCCUCGUACCCGGAAGAUGUCGACUUCGCCGCGAAAUAUCAACAGCUCAACUUCAAAGCGGUAGAAAUAUCAUUGGAAAUGUCUUUCAAAAAUUAAAAGUGUCGCUACUGGAUUAAGUAUGAUAGCUGAGAGGAUAGAAAGUUUGGUCAUAUGCGUGUAGUGUGCGGCGGCUGUAAUGCAGCAGCGGAGUAAAGCGGCUGUGAGUGUGGAAGUGAAGCAGGUCAUUGGAACUUUGUGCAGACUGCUAGCGGCUGUCGGCCUGGAAGCUGUUCCCGCACCGGAGACCUUCAGACGGGCUAAAUUCGGUGGUGGACUCGAGGUGGAGGAGCAGUUUUGGCAGCUCCUCGCCAACAUCCUUCAGGCAGCUGGCAUUGUUUCCUGUGAAGCUGGUGCACAGCUAGGAGGAGCCUCAGAGCACAGGAAGCUUUUGGCUGCAGGCCUCUGGCAGACUGGCUACCAUGCUGACUGGAUGUGUGGGAGCGACAGAGUAGAAGGAGGGAGAUUCUCCAGCAGACACCUCCUCCUGGCGCUGGGCUGGCUGCUUGCUACAGGAACACUGGAGAAACUGCUGACACAGCGAGUACAGCAACUGGACAAAACACUACUCACAACUACACCUAACCCUCAGAUUUCCAAUGAGCUCCAGUUAGACUCAGCAUCUCUGAGGAAACUUCAGUGGCUCAUUGGCUGUCUGAGAUACCAGGGGCGGACCCUGCAGUCCAUGCAAGAAGAGCGAACACGCUUGCUUCAUGCUGUUUUUUUUGCCUGCCUCUCCUCCUCUGUAUCCUCUGAGCAAAGAUCAACAGUGCUAAGGGAGGACUGUGUUCGUAUGCGGCAGCUCUGUGACCUCCUAGAACUAUAUCUGAACUGGAAACAGGUGGAGAAAGUCUUCUGGACCUGGAUGGACAGUGUGGUGGACUGCCAUCUGACAGAUCCUGUUGUCGAGAAGCCUACACAUGCACCACAUGGGAGCGUUAGAGUGUGUCACAACGGAAACCAGGGGCUAGAAAAAUUGGAGGACAUGCUCUUGAGACUGCCCACAGGACAGGCAAGCACAUUUCCAUUACAUGGGGAGUGCAACAUGACGUCUCUUCGUAGAGAAAGAGGGAGAGAUGUGAGGCAAAGCUACUGCAUGAGGAGUUGAGCCACUUCUGUCUCUCCAUGGAGGUGAGAAGUUUACUCUUCUCUCUGAAGGCAGCAUCAUCAGCCACAACCAUGUUCCUCUUCACCACGCCGGCACCCUGAGAUGACCAUUCAGCAGGCCAUGGCCUCUCCACACUAGAGAUACACAGACCAAGACCUCAAGAUCAGUGACUAGCAGACAAUCCAGGUACCAGAGGCUCCACACUAAUCUAUUGCUUGUGGGUUUUUUAUUGGUUUUGUCCAAUAGGUUAGUCUUUACUUUAAGAUGCACUGCUUGAUUUUGGUGAAGUUCCUAAUAGCACCCUAAAGCCCCAAAUUUCCUCUGAGGAAUAGUUAGACAUUUUGGGGAAAUACGCUUAUUGGCUUUCUUUCCAAGAGUUAGAUGAGAAGAUCAAUACCACGCCUUCAGUGUGAGGAUACAGCGAGCAGCCGGUCAGCCUAGCUUAGCAUAAAGACUGGAAAUGGGGAAAUUGCUAGCCAGGCUCCGUCCAAAGGUAACAAAAUACAGCCCUGCCAAGAAAUAGCGAUACACUGCCUGUAAAACCACAACCUGUUGUUUUUUACACUUUAGUUUUUGUAGAGAUUAAACAAUGAGAUAUAUAAUGUGUUAAUUGAAACAGAGCUUGGUUAGAUGUUUCUAAAACCCCAUUACUAGUCUUUGUGCUAAUCUAAGCUAACUGUCUCCAGGCUCUUGUCAUGAUUAGUGAAUUCAGGCAAGAGAGGGAGGAGGACUCAAAUGCAGACAAACACAAAAGGCAAGCAGGUAGGAUGAAGGGAAAUUUACUAGAGGCAAUGGUCAGAAACAGGCUUACAAGCUGGCAAAAUAACCCCAAUGCACUGCAUGCUGUCAUUGCCUGUCUCUCUGACAUUAAUGUAUGGAUGGGUAAAAACGUUUUAAAGCUAAAUGAGGAAAAACUGAGAUUCUAUUAAUAGGACCAAAAGCAGCACAAGAAAAACUGCACUCAAUGCUUGGUUUUCUUAGCAUACAGGUUAAAUCUAACAUCACAAACCUGGGGGUGAUUUUAGAUUCUGAUUUAAAUUGGAUUUCUCAUUUUAUCAACGUCAUUAAAACAUCCUUAGAAAUAUUGCCAAAGUCAGACCUUUUUUUAACUCAGAAAGAUGCUGAAAUACUCACUCGUGCUUUUAUUACUGGCCAUUUAGACUACUGUAAUUCACUUUUUACUAGAUUACCAAAAAAGUCUAUAAGAAAACUACAGCUAGUUAAGAGUCUUAACUAAAACAAAGAAAAUGGAUCACAUCACCCGAGUACACUGCACUGGCUACCUGUAUCGUUUAGAUCUUCUCCCUACAUCAGAGACUUUCUCUCAUUUUAUGUUCCGGCCAGAUCACUAAGGUCCUCCACCGCUUUUCGUUUAAAUGUUCCUUAUCUGUCCCAUUAAAGUAUUGGUGAAAGUGCUUUCUGUUCUUAUACCCCGAAACUGUGGAACUCAUUGCCUCUGGAUAUUAGAAUGGCAACCUCUCUCUGUAUUUUUAAAAGGAAAUGAAAGACUUAUCUUUAUAAUCUUUUAAUUUGGAGUAAGUUUGUUCUUACAUUAUUUUUAUUCUUGGUGUUAUUUUAUUUUUGUUCUAUUGAGUUUUAUGUACUGACUUUUAACACUUUAUUGUUUUAUUGUUGGUGCUAUAUAAAUAAAGUUGAGUUGAGUUAAAAGAGGA
Messenger RNA from Siniperca chuatsi (mandarin fish), 2843 nucleotides. It is a transcript of the gene tedc1, whose product is annotated as tubulin epsilon and delta complex 1. Lineage: Eukaryota; Metazoa; Chordata; Actinopteri; Centrarchiformes; Sinipercidae. The transcript has 9 exons. The record is from RefSeq and is a predicted model, not a curated record. The coding region runs from base 202 to 1170 and encodes 322 amino acids.